Anguilla anguilla (European eel) is the source of this 3459-nucleotide messenger RNA. It is a transcript of the gene crtc3, whose product is annotated as CREB regulated transcription coactivator 3. The record is from RefSeq and is a predicted model, not a curated record. The transcript has 15 exons. NCBI's taxonomy places the organism in Eukaryota, Metazoa, Chordata, Actinopteri, Anguilliformes, Anguillidae. The coding region runs from base 1430 to 3406 and encodes 658 amino acids. Gene Ontology annotation, biological process: positive regulation of transcription by RNA polymerase II; protein homotetramerization. Gene Ontology annotation, molecular function: cAMP response element binding protein binding. Gene Ontology annotation, cellular component: cytoplasm; nucleus.
CUUGCGGACACCUUGAGUUAGUAAGUUGUCUCGCAGUUUCAGUCAGGUUGGUGUUUUUAAUGUUGUUUUCAGGCUCACUUUGGGGGUAAGGGGGUUUUAGUAAACCAAAGCCGAUCGCCGACGGGCAAGAACCUGGAAAUUUGUAUUAUUAAUGAACACGGACUGAUGAAAACGCAGCAAGAGCGACAGAAAGGGUGUGCACACCCCCACAGAUCUGACAAGACGGCGAACAGCAUUCAUUUAAUUGUAAAACAUUAAAGAAAGACUUUCUAAUCAGCGACAUCGGAUUUCUUUGCAAAUCACCUGCUCAUCUGAAUUUUACAUCGUUGGUUUUUCAUUUUGUUUUGUUUUUUACCGCGGUAACAAACAGGAGACAUCUACGUUACCUAUUUAUCGCAGUGUAUGUGGUUUAGAUCGCUUGUUCUGAAUCUUGGGACACUUGUUGAAAUGUCAGAACGUAAGCUCUGCUGAAGUGUAAACAGACCGGGCAGAAAACCGACCACGUCUCUGUUCUGGACCAAUAACUACGAAUCCGAAAAACCUUGUUUUUAGCAAACGGAGGAGUGUUUCGCCUAGCUAGCUUACGACAAGCUAGCUAGCAAACUAACUACGACUAACCCUAGUCGCCGUUGGAUAUUGUUCUGUGGAAUAGCAAGCCCUCUGCAUAUUGAUGGGAAGGAUUUUCUUACACGGUGGAUUUGCAAUUUUGCUUGUGGAUUCUUCUUUUUACAUCAAGGAACUCCUUCAAUCAGUUCACCAACUUAUGCAUUUUCCCAUGUCCAGAAUUUAGCUACAUAACGUUUGUUGUGACAUCGUAAUCUGAAUGUACAGCUAACGUUCGCGUACACAUUUCACUUUAUAAACCCUUUAAACAAAUUAUUUACAUUGCAGCUGACAAACCAGAAUUUAGUUUAAAACUCAAAGGGAUGUGACUAGCUAAUUAUUUAUGGGAGAUAUUAUUUUUGGUUGCAGGACAGCUGCCUGCAAUAUAAGAGCAAAUUUAUGAUUCUAAGAUGAAGGAAAUGGUUCAUCAAAUACAGAUAGAGAGUUAGCCAGUUUGCUGGCUAAACUGGUAUUCAAGCACGUUGACUUUGAGCACUUUUUAAUUUUUUCUAAGUUGGCUGAAAAUGGUGACACAACUCUGAACGUCCGUGUUAUAUUCAGAAAUAGUGAAAGAGCUUGCAAGCUAACAGAAUUUGCAUUAAUUACACAAAAAACUACCAAAUAUAUAUGUUAUAUUUUCGUUUACAAAUAUUUGUUAGCUGGUAGCCAGCUAGCCAAGUUACCAAACACCGUUAUUGUACUUUAGACUUGAUGGACUCGCAAAAAGAAAAAAGAAGAAGAAUGGAUUAAGAAAACAUUAUUGGUGUUUCCCUGUAACUUGGAAUCAUUGCAUUAAAUAAACUUGUGAAACUGUGCGGCCCUCACAAUGUCGGGAUCCCCGGGCUCCGGUGGUUCCAACCCAAGAAAAUUCAGCGAAAAGAUCGCGCUGCACAAUCAAAAACAGGCCGAGGAGACGCGGGCCUUCGAACAGCUUAUGACAGACCUCACCGUUUCUAGGGUUCAGUUCCAGAAGAUCCAGCAGCUACGCUUGAGUCAGACCCGGGCGCAGUACUAUGGUGGUUCGCUGCCCAACGUCAACCAGAUCGGAAACACCACCGCGGAAUUCCAGGGCGUGUUCCCCACUGGUCUGGACACGGUGCGAGGGACCCGCCACCACGGCUUGGUGGAGAGGGUCCACCGCGACCGCAACCGCAUCAAUUCUCCGCAUCGCAGGCCCGUGGACAAGCACGGCAGGCAGGUGGAAAGCUCUCCCUAUGGAACGGUGUACCUGUCUCCUCCCCCAGACAACAGCUGGAGAAGGGAGCAGCAGCCGUGGAGCGAAGAGAAACGGCCGGGAUAUAGAUUAAUAUCACAGCUCAACAGGACGAACUCUGACUCCGCCCUCCACACGAGCGCCAUGAGCCCCAAUCAGCAGGAUGCCUUCGGAAUGAACCAGCAGAUGGGCAGAGGGCCCCCACAGCGCAACGCAGCCAGCGUGAACGAGGUGGAGGUGGACGGCUCAGGAGACGUCUUCUCCUUCCCUGCCCUGCCAAAUGACGAGGCCCUGAUUGGGGUCAGUAAGCCACUGCCCAAGCAGCUGUGGGAGGCCAAGAAGGUUCAGUCUCUCUCCUCGCGCCCCAAAUCCUGUGAAGUGCCUGGAAUCAACAUAUUUCCUUCCCCGGAGCCCAACGUCGGGCUUUCCCACUACCAGGGGACGUUAAACACGGGCGGGUCACUGCCCGACCUCAGCAACCUGCAUUUCCCCUCGCCCCUGCCCACGCCCUUGGACCCCGACGAUGGGGGGUACCCCAACCUGAGCGGGGGGAGCAGCACCGGGAACCUGCCCGCGGCCAUGAUGCACCUGGGAAUCGGGAACUCGCAGGGUCUCUCCUCCUCUCUGAGCAACCCCUCCAUCCAGGCGUCCCUCAACAACUCCCAGCUGCACUCGUCUCUCAGUAACCCCUCCAUCCACUCGUCCCUGCGGCUGGCCUCCAUGUCCAACCCCCCGCCGGGGGCCCUCAGCAACUCGCCCCGGAGGCGGCCGACGCCCAUCAGCCCCCUGACGCUGUCCCCCGGGGCCGAGCAGCGGCGGGGCCUGGGCAAGCAGCUGUCCCCCACCAUGUCCCCCUCCCUGUCCCCCAUCACCCAGGGGGUCGCCUUGGACACCAGCAGCCUGCCUAUGGAGCCGCCCCCUCCCUACCCCCUCUACCAGCAGUCCCAGCAGCCCAUGCAGCAGCAGCAGGGCCACCCGGGCAUGCAACACAGUUCCCAGCACUCUGCGGGGCAGGGCCAGGGGCAGCAGCAUCAGCAGCAUCAGCAGCAGCCGCUGUCGCCGCUGCAGAACCUGCAUCUGGAUUUCAACUCCAGCGGGAACAACAUGGGGGCGUUCUUCGGCGAUCCUUUCAUGGACCCGCAGUUUUCCAAUCGGCAGUCUAAGUCCCUGUCCUAUCAGCUGGACCAGUUCAGCAUGUUUGAGAAUGCCAUGAGCUCAGGGGCCGGCGGAACCUGCUUCGACCCCGCCUCCAACCUCUACUACUCCCAGGCGGCGCUGAUGGGCCUGGGGGGUAGCCAUGGCAACCUGCAAGACUCGCUGCAGAUGAGGCAGAACAUGCUCUACUCAAACUGUGGGGGCGGAGUGCCCAACAUCAUCCUGACAGAUGACUCAAACCCCAGCCUGUCCAAGGACAUCAGCAGCGCCCUGUCGGCCGUGCCGGAGUGCUUCGACUCGGAGGGGGGCUUCCCCCUGGAGGACGAGCUGCGCAUCGAGCCCCUCAGCCUGGACGGCCUCAGCAUGCUGAGCGACCCUGACAUGGUGCUGCCCGACCCCUCGGUGGAGGACAGCUUCCGCAGCGACAGACUGUAGAGAGGGGGGAGACCAGGUGUCUCCCAACCCCCCCCCCCCCGCCCCCCUUCCCC